ACUAUAGAGACAAAAGUGAGUAAAUACUCUUUAAUAGCUUUUUAUUAGUCACCAGUUUCCUUUUACUUCAUAGUUCUAAAAAAAAAGAUUAUUUUGCAUGGCAAUACACAGUUCUCUGGAGUUAUAAAGUAGUUUUUAAACAGUAAUUUUACUAAUAAACAACUUUUUAUACGGUACUAGAAUUGUAAUGUUGCACAAUGGAAUUAAAAAAAUCAACGGCGAUUAAGUUAUCAUUGGCAGUGUAUAUUGCUCUGACUCUGGUAUUUCUUAUAGUUGGAAUAAUUGAGAUCAGCAGAACAAAGCAUGGAAUAAAAACAAAUACUAAGAGAUAUCUAAUAAAUUAUACAGAUUGUAAAAACAAUUUAGAUGAUGAACAAACAUGCGCACAACAUCUUAACAAGAAUAUCAACGGAGACUGCAAAUGUGACAUUAAUUUCAAAUUGAACGAAGACUAUAAAGGAAAUGUUACUCUUUAUUAUGAAUUAGACGGAUAUAAAGAGACGUUUGGACCAUUAUUUAAUUCCAGUGACUCAUCACAAUGGUCAGGAAUGUUAGUAAUACCACCGUCAGAUAUGUGUCAGCCGUACCAAUACGCAAACACUUCAGAGGGUUUGAAGCCAAUUGUACCAUGUGGAGCAUUAGCUGAUGCUAUGUUUAAUGAUACAUUUCGUCUGUUUAAUACAAAAAUGCAAAUACAAAUGGAUGAAAUUGAUCUCAUUUGUGAUGCUGAAAGAGAUAAAUACAAAAAUCCUGUUAAUAUCGAUGCAGUAAAUAAUUUUACAAAACCAGUAAACUGGCAGAAAAGUAUUUGGGACAUCGGUCAAGGAAAUUCAACAGGUUUUUUGAGUGAUAAGUUCAUUAUUUGGAUGGAUACAAAUGUACAUCCAAAGCCAGUAGCUAAGGUACGAAAGAUCGCAAACUUUGAGAAUGGUUUGCCCAAAGAUGAUUAUCAUUUCAAAGUUUUUUACAACUACCCUCCAUCCAGGUACAACGGCACUAGAACAUUGAUACUAGAAUCUGUAGAAUUUGUGCCUUACGAGAGACCUAAGACUUCAGGCCCGGUUCUCCUGAGUUUAGGAAUGAUUCUGAUAAUUUUAGGGAUUAUUGCCUACGUGGGCAAGAAAGGACAUUUCUUUGAUAUAAGUAACAUAACCAAUGGAUUACCAUUUUUGAGAAGAAAAACGAAUGAAAACGAACCAAAAGAGAAUCCUCCAGAAGAAGCGAAACCUUUGGACAGAGAACGAACAAAUAGAAACAUAUAAAAAUAAUCAAACUCCACUACAUUUUACAGUAAAUAUUCGCCAAAAUAGCGAAAUUACUGCCCAUAGAUAUCUGCAGUAAUAUUCGACAGAAGUUGGGACAUAUAUAAAGUUUCCCCUUCAAAUAUCUUCUAAAUUUAACAGCUUUAACAUCUUCGCAGGAAUAGUCCCGGCUGCCCCGGUGAAAUACCACGACCAUACAGAAG
Papilio xuthus (Asian swallowtail) is the source of this 1465-nucleotide messenger RNA. Its product is annotated as cell cycle control protein 50C-like. The record is from RefSeq and is a predicted model, not a curated record. The transcript has 9 exons. NCBI's taxonomy places the organism in Eukaryota, Metazoa, Arthropoda, Insecta, Lepidoptera, Papilionidae. The coding region runs from base 198 to 1262 and encodes 354 amino acids. Gene Ontology annotation, cellular component: Golgi apparatus; endoplasmic reticulum; plasma membrane.